UCCACAGCAUCGACAUGUCCACGUCGCAGAUGGACUAGAGACGACCAUGGAAAAGGAGCAGUUCACGCCGGCGCGACUGUCCUUCUUCUCCAUCUACAGCCCGCCGCUGGGACCGACGGACGAGACGUUUGGCGAUCAAGUGGUAUUCUACUAUUCGCGGUCAGCGCAGGAAGCGCGUGCAAAGGGCAAAGCAACAGCAGACGAAGACCGACUGUCGGAGAAUGAAAAGCUGCUACAGAUCGGCCUUGCCCAAGGCAUGGCAGGCUUCGCCAGGAACUUUUCCGAUGGGGAGCCCAUUGAAGCCGUCGAGACCGAGAAGUCGCGUAUCUUGAUGCACGAACUGGAAAAGGACUGGUGGGUGCUGGCCUCCAUCGAUCUCACUCGUCUCCCGUCGUCCAACAAAGAGCACGAGUACGAAUACUCGUCACGCGAAGUCAGCCCGGCACCGCUGCUCCUACAACAGAUCCUGACAGCCUUCCGUGUCUUCACCCUCCACCAUGGCCCGUCACUCAGCGACCUCUAUGUCAGACUUACGAAAGACAAGUUCUCUGCUACCCUCGAUCGCUUCUGGACUCGCUUCUGUCGCAACUGGGAGGUUCUACUACACGGCAACCCUGCUGUCGACAUCUUCGGAGGCCUGAAACUCGCAUCAGGUGGUGAAUUGGGCUAUGGCGUUGGCGAGGAAGAUUGGGGCAGUGGAGACCGAGAAGUGCUGGAAGACCUGGUACACCGCACCGAAGGUCUUGUCGACCUGCUGGUCCACCGUUUUGGUGAAGCCGCCCCACAAGAAUCUGACCACAACAACGACCAAUACACUCAGGACACUCUGGAAGACUCGAGGAAAGGGCUCCCAUGGCUGGGCUGCGGUCAUGAGCCCCAGGCUCAAGACGGUCUUGUUUUCAGCGGUGUCGGUGCCAUCACUCGUCCUUCGAUUCGCGACAUCUCCACAUGGGUCCGUGAUAUCUACGCCUAUGGCGAGCACGCUUAUGGUGUAAAGGACAACCCACAUCGCCAACGUCGUAAGAGACGUAGGCGCCAACCCGCGGGCAGUCCAGAUGUCGAACUUGAGACCCCUCCCGCUACCGAAGAGGAUCUCAAGAAAAAAGCUACCCAUACCUUGAAGGAUAUCAAGCUCCCUCACGACCCUCGCCCACAGAUGCAUGACAGAGUAGCUUCUCAAGAUCAUGCGACGGGUGAUCAAGGCACUCAAGUCGCUUCGCAUCCUGGUAUCCCACCUCCUAUAGUGAGCGCUGUUGAAGCCUCGCUUGACCGAGCAAGUGCUUCGGCCGACGCUCAUGCUUCUGACCAGCCACCGAUGCCCUCUAAACAAUCGUCAGGCUGGGGACUUGGAAGCUCUGACAAAUGGGUCAAAUAUCUCACAUUCGGUCUAGCAUCUGGAGGCAAGCGCGCAGAGUCACCAAAGCGACAACGACCAGAAUGCCCGCGUCGAACCUCCACAUCUAGCCCAAAGACUGUCAAGGGUGUUCCAUUUCCCAAAUCGAAAGACGACAAGGACGAAGCCCCUAUGCAGCAUCUCGACCCCAGUCCGGACGGCUCCCAAGCAAUGGCUGCCGUCCAGCGUCAACGCCGACAAGAAAACAUAGGUCACUUUCUCAUCGGCUAUCGCGGGGACCUUGAACGCGAACCAGCAGAAGACGACGACAGCGAUACCACUAUCGGCGGUUCCGAGACUCCCGAGGCCGAAACCAACCUCUUACGUACCAUCAGGGUCGAACUGGCCGAUAGGGAAACCCAAGACGAGGACCUAGAUUCGCGCGACAGUUUCGUGAACAACGACACCUCAUCACGAUUGCGCGUAUUGGUCUACGUGCAUCGACCAUUCAUCCACGUCUUUCUUUUUGAGCAAAGGACACCUUCCCUCAGUAUCAUGGCAUUUUACCGCGAACUGCACAAACACCUACGCCCCUUGCACAAAAGCCUUCUCAACAGCACAUCUGCGCAAAAUGUUGCAGACAGGAUAGCAGCAGCACACACCUCGCCCCCCGAACCCAACUCUGUAAACCCACAAGCAGCGCCUUUCGCUCCACCCCGCAACAGCCCUGUCUUCGACCUCGUCUACGACCCCGUAAAUCUCAGCUGCCACACUUCCCUCCCCAACAUUCCCGAACCCGGACAAGUAAUUCCGAUCGGAGGCAGUGUAAGCACAGCCAGUAGUGGCAAAGAUGGACCACCCCAAUGGACUCGCUUAGAAGCCCUAAACGUCCACUCCCAUAUCCUCUUCACCCUGCACCAUUCGGCCAGAAACGCCCAAGAAACCGAACGUACCUCCAAGACCUCCCGACAUUGGUGGGUCGUAUGGCUACGCAUCCCCCAACCCGGCGAGGAAGACGGAAAACACCCUCGUCCUGAACACUGUCGUACCGCGUUCUUGGUAAGGAAAGCUAGGGAUCACGUUGUGGAGAGGAAGGGUCUGGGAGGUGGUGCAAAGGGUAUGGCUAGUAGGGUUAGUAGUGGCAUGUAUAAUCUCGUUGGUGCGAGGGGAGGUGGUAGUGUGGAGCAGACAGAGGAGAACUCGGGUAAUGGAUGGGGUAGUGCGGCUGCUUUGGCUGGGGGUAUUGGGAUUGAUGCGAGGAAGUAUGUGGAGAAUUUGCUGAGUUUGAAUCGCUAAGGAUGAUAUACUG
This is a messenger RNA of Aureobasidium subglaciale EXF-2481, 2642 nucleotides long. RefSeq lists its product as uncharacterized. Lineage: Eukaryota; Fungi; Ascomycota; Dothideomycetes; Dothideales; Saccotheciaceae. The transcript is spliced from 3 exons. The record is from RefSeq and is a predicted model, not a curated record. Gene Ontology annotation, biological process: vesicle-mediated transport. Bases 47 to 2629 code for a protein of 860 amino acids. Gene Ontology annotation, cellular component: intracellular membrane-bounded organelle; Mon1-Ccz1 complex.